Beta vulgaris subsp. vulgaris (sugar beet) is the source of this 1760-nucleotide messenger RNA. RefSeq lists its product as uncharacterized. The transcript has 4 exons. The coding region runs from base 321 to 1643 and encodes 440 amino acids. NCBI's taxonomy places the organism in Eukaryota, Viridiplantae, Streptophyta, Magnoliopsida, Caryophyllales, Amaranthaceae. The record is from RefSeq and is a predicted model, not a curated record.
ACAGCUACAUAUUCCUUCACAAGUUAGGAAAUUUCCAAAUUUUCAUUUCAAAAUCACCCAGCUUGUGACUUUGUAUUUAGACAAAUUCAUAUCUUGGACCGACUCUCCAUCGUUUUGUCCAAUCAUAAAGUACUACCAUACAAUAUAAGGAACAAAUUAUCAACAGCAAUAUUGAAAGAUCAAAAAACUUCUUCAGCUGAAAACAACCGUGCUAGCUACAACGAGACGUACGUUAAAAAGGGAGAUGAAGCAACAAUCACACUAGUGAGUAGUGACUACUGAGUACUGACUAGUAUACUAUAGGCUAGCCAAACUACCAAAUGGCUAACAGCAAGUUGAUGAGCUCUCGCACUUUGUCGGGCACAUUUCCGAGCCCUGAAACGCCGUUGUGUGGCGUAGGCGGCGAUGAUGAAGAAGGUCCGAGCAUCGGGCUCCCGAAAGGUUGGAGCUCGGAGCGUGUUCCUCGCUCGAGCUAUCGUAGCCGACGAUAUGUAGCAGCAGCGGCAUUGAUGCCAUUUAGUAGUGGGAGGACUUUGCCUUCUAAAUGGGAGGAUGCUGAGAGGUGGAUUUCUAGUCCUGUUAGUUUGGGGAAUAUUUCUACUAAUAGUAAUUAUUGUUAUUAUGGCGGGGCUAGUGCUGGGGAUGGUGCUAGGACUGGCUAUCAAAUAGCCCGGUCCCAAAGGCGGGCUAAAUCUAAGAGUGGCCCGCUAGGCCCGGUUGGGCCGGAGUUUUAUGGUAGUGGUUAUAAUAGUUUCUCCCCUGUGUUGGGGGUAGGGGUGAUUAAUGGUGGGAGAUGGAGAAAUUCGGUUACGAUUGAGCCUUCGGGCUUGGCUUCGGGCCGGUUUGAAGAAAGAUUUGCCAUGGAAGGUGGUGGUGCAAGUGAAGGAGGUAGGAGAUCUUGCCCUGGGCAUGCCACUCAUUGGUUGGACUCAUGGAGCGGGCCGACUAGUCCUACCCAAGUAGGUGAAGUGGUGAAUUUGGCUGAUGAGAAUAAUGAGAGCAUGAACAAUGCUAAUGUUGAUGAACAAGAUAACAGUAGUGGUGAACCUGAGCUUGAUCGUGCUAUUUCAAGAAGGGACAUGGCUACUCAAAUGUUUCCAGAUAGUCAAAGUAGCAGCCCUUGUUCUGCAAUUUCGACCCCAAAAUCUUCAAUUUCUACUACUUCUCCUUGUCCAAUACUCCUAAAUGAUCCCAAAAAGAAUGUUGUUGAAUUUGAAGUCAGGGAUGUGCAAAUGGACAAGCAAGUAAGUGCUACAACGUCUGGACCAUUUCUCAAUGAUGAUAGAGAUUAUCCCUCAAAUUCAAGUGCCGGUAUUGUGCCUACCAACAAAAUCCCCAAGUCCCAAAAAGAAGAAGCCAAGAUAAAUGCAUGGGAAGAUCUGCAGAGAGCUAAAGCUGAAGCAGCUCUUCAAAAACUUGAGGAUAAGCUGGAAAAGAAAAGAGCAUCAUCAAUGGAAAAAAUCAUUAAGAAAUUACAGAGGGCAGAAAUUAAAUCACAAAAGAUGAGAAGCUCAUUAUCUAGUGAUGGUGAUCAGACUAGAAGCCGAAAUAUUUUGAAAACAGCUUCUAAAAUUCCUUCAUUUUGUAAAAAAUUCCGACUGAACUCAUCGACUAGAAGUUGUUCUACUUGCUACCCGUUCUAGAGUUUAUGGAAAAUAGAUGCUAGCAUUAUUUUGUUGUAAAUUAUAAACUAGUUGUUGGAUAUGGGCAAUGUUCAGGGUAAUUUAAUAAGAUAAAAUUGGUGUAUAGUUUGGGACUGA